CAGCCCUUUGUGACAUCAGCCACUGAUGGCAUGGGCACCAUGGUGCAGUAGCCACAUGCCAGCUAAGCGAGGUUGAUGGAGAACUUUGCCCUGCCCACCGUUUCCCUUGGAGCCGUGCCCCGUGUUACCAGGACAAGAAGCUCAGAGGCCCCAUGUGCCUGGGGCCCUGACAGCCUGGCUGUCCCGCAGGGCAGAGAGCUCCCUGCCCGCUACUGUACCAUCUACCGGCCCUGGUUCUCACCCUACAGCUACUACAUGUGCACCAAAGGAGCCAGCCAGCAGCACCCGAGCAGCCCCUCCUCCAGCCUGGACACAAGCACGCAGGAGCCUGCAGAAUGCGAUGACCUCUCAGAAAUUGUCUGCUCCUCCUCUGGCUCCUCAGACAAUGCCCUGCUCACCAACAGGGACAGCUUGGCCAGCGACAAAGCCAGCAUCACGGUCCAGGACAUCCUCGCUGCUUCCCAGCAGCAGUCGGUGCCCCAGCGUGGCUACCAGUGCAUGUCAUGCUGCCGUGUCUUCCCCACACUCUGGUCCAUCAAGACCCACAUCCAGCACAGCUCCCGGGAGGGCUACAGCUGCAAGCUGUACUACCGACGGCUCAAGGCCCUCUGGGAGAAGGGGCACAAGGAGCUGGAGGCUGCAGCCACCGUGUAGUCCCGUUGGCUGGGCAGCCGCCACUGGAGGGCACUGCUCCAUCGCUCCCAACAGCGGCACAAUAAAUUGUUCUAAGAGCAGCUGGCCCUGCCUGCUGCUGCUCUUGCCUACACAACACCUCUGUCAACCUUCAAGAAAGGCUCUUCAUGAUUUUUCCUUCC
This is a messenger RNA of Columba livia (rock pigeon), 815 nucleotides long. It is a transcript of the gene SPATA46, whose product is annotated as spermatogenesis associated 46. Gene Ontology annotation, cellular component: nuclear membrane. NCBI's taxonomy places the organism in Eukaryota, Metazoa, Chordata, Aves, Columbiformes, Columbidae. The transcript is spliced from 2 exons. The record is from RefSeq and is a predicted model, not a curated record. Gene Ontology annotation, biological process: fertilization. Bases 76 to 654 code for a protein of 192 amino acids.